UCGACGGUCGAGGGAGUCUGAGUUCAAAGUGGCAGCAGGACAACGAUGAAAAACAAGCAGACGGGACGUUCUGCCGUCCCAUUGGUCCAGCUACUCCACAACACCAAAGGUCAUGUUUGAUUUUUUUGCUUUGGGGGUGGGGGUCAAUCGAUAUCAAAUGCACACUGAUCCGUGUGUCCUUUUGGUUAACUAGUGUGACAAUAAUCCUGCACACACACACACUAUUGAUUUUGAGAGCGGACCUUGAGCAUGUUGACAAACACAUCCAAAACAACUGCUGUGUGUUUUUUUCCUCACUAGGUGGCGAUGAUGUCACGGACGAAGACAAAAAGAUGAGCAUUUUUUUAUUAAAAAGGGGAGAAUGAAGACAGCGACGUCACACUUAGUCUCACUUUUGUGUUUCUAAUCGAAGAAGCCAAGUCAUAGAGAGGCGCCUUCAAAAAAGUGUCGUGAUUGCCAAUGUGUUCCUAAAAUUAAAAGUUCCUAAUAGUAACGAGUCGGGGUCAUUUCAAACCGUAAUUGUAUUCGCUAUCGUUGUUAGUCAUGUGUGCACGUGUGUGCGGGAUUCUGCUGAUGCGUGUGGCCUGUCACAAUGAGACACGCAAACUCAGCAGGCUUAUGUGAGGCAUUGAUGUCGCGUCACACACACGCACACGCACACACAUCCUGCAGGAAUGUCUUGCGCAACAAUGUUUUUAGAGCCCACCUUUGCUUCUCCAGUGAAGCGAUGGUACACACACACACAUCUCACUUAUAUGUGCAUUUACUUGCAUUAGUUUUGCAUGCGUGUGCACAACAAGGUGAUACAAAGUGUGUGCGAUCUCAGAAUGUUUGUGCGCGUGGCAGCUCCAAAGCAAAUUGCUGACAAGGGGCACCCGCCCGUGCCCCCGAGUUCCCCCUGAGCGCGAUGCACAUAUAAGCCCCUGCGAGCGGCACCUCGACAACCACCUCAACGGAACCCUGUGACACUCAGAUCAACGUUUUGCUAGGAAGAAGAUGUCUGUGCCCAAGCUCUCGCCCAGCGGCCCCUGGAAGAUGACGGUGUACGACCAGGAGCACUUCCAAGGCAAGCGUGCGGAGUUCACGGCCAGCUGCCAGAACAUUGUGGAGUGCGGGCUGGACAACAUCCGCUCCCUCAAGGUGGAGUGCGGCGCCUGGGUAGGCUACGAGCACUCCAGCUUCUGCGGCCAGCAGUUCGUCCUGGAGAAAGGCGACUACCCUCGCUUCGAGGCCUACGGCGGUAGCAACUCUUACCGCAUCGAGAGGAUGCUCUCCUUCAGGCCUAUCUGCUGCGCCAACCACAAGGAAGCUCGCAUGACCAUCUACGAGCUGGAGAACAUGACGGGUCGCCAGUUUGAGCUGUCUGACGACUACCCCUCCCUGCAGGCCAUGGGCUGGUUGAACAACCAGGUUGGAUCCAUGAACAUCCAGAGUGGCGCGUUUGUAUGCUACCAGUAUCCAGGCUACCGGGGCCAGCAGUACAUCGUGGAGUCGGAUUGCCGUGGAGGCGAGUACAAGUCCUUCCGGGAGUUUGGCUCUCAAGCUCAAACCCCACAGAUCCAGUCCAUCAGAAGGAUCCAGCACUGAGGUCGACAUCUUCAUCCUUCCUUUUCCUCCUUGUCCUCCAUCUUGCCGCCGGUACUGCCGCCUCCUUGGGUGCGGCCGGUCCGAGCGUGAUCCCAGGAUGGACUUCAGGUGCUUUGCUGUGGUGCACAGCACUUUUGUAUUUUGAUGAUGAAAAAUGUGAGACCCAUGUGAGCAAGGUGCUAACAUUUUGUCAUCCCUUUCUCUUCGUCAUAUUUGAAUAAAAAGAAUAUAG
This is a messenger RNA of Syngnathus typhle (broad-nosed pipefish), 1819 nucleotides long. RefSeq names its product beta-crystallin A1-like. The record is from RefSeq and is a predicted model, not a curated record. Gene Ontology annotation, molecular function: structural constituent of eye lens. The coding region runs from base 997 to 1587 and encodes 196 amino acids. Gene Ontology annotation, biological process: visual perception; lens development in camera-type eye. The transcript has 6 exons. Lineage: Eukaryota; Metazoa; Chordata; Actinopteri; Syngnathiformes; Syngnathidae.